AUGUCGGCUCUGCCCGAUCCUCAUCAAAGGAGGAAUCGUGGCUUUUUGGGCAGUGAUAGCUCCGCCUUGCCCCCCCGAGAUCUUCAGGAUCGACGCCAACUGCGGUAUGAACUAGACCUCAACUCGUGGAAUCUCCGCAUAUGGGGUGUAGCUGCUUCAGGCUUCUUAACAGACUCCUAUAAUCUCUUCGCUACCAACGUCAUUCUUGCCUCUAUAGCCUUCGUGUACUGGCCUUCGCCGGGUGCGCGAUGGCAAGGACUACUCAUCAACUUUUUCACACUCCUAGGUUCUGUAAUUGGUCAGCUGCUGUUCGGCUUCCUCGCCGACUUCUACGGUCGAACUCGUCUUUAUGGCAUCGAGCUCGUUCUCGUUAUCGUGUCAACCAUCGGUGUAGCAACUAGCAGUUAUGGCUUCGACGAUAUGAGUUUCCUGGGGCUCUUUAUUUGGUGGCGCUUUGUGAUGGGCAUUGGCAUUGGCGCCGAAUAUCCUCUUUCUGCGGUAAUUACAUCCGAAUGGUCCAGUACGCAGUCGCGAGGAACCAUGAUCUCUUCUACUUUUAUGAUGCAACCUAUUGGGCAGGCUCUAGCUCAGCUUGUUGGUCUCUGGGUACUCCUUGGCCGCGAAGAAAGUGAAGGCCUGCAGGCCAUGCAGUGUGGCCUUGAUACGAAAUUUGACAGAGAAUGUCGCCGUAUCGUAGAUGGUAUCUGGCGCAUCGUCAUCGGGUCAGGAGCUGUCCCAGCGCUUCUGGCCAUCAUCUUUCGAUUCUUUCUAUUUGAUUGUGGGUUAUAUAGUCUCGAAGUCCGAAACAAGCCUGGAAUCGCCUUGAGGAACACGCAGAGGGUAUACGGUGCCCCUCCCAGCGCCACGACUAGUUACCCCAUGACAACACCAGAUGGCGUGCAUGUGACCAACUCAGAACGGCCGAUGCCAAUUCAGUUUUCCAAACAGGAUCUUUAUAAAUACUUUAUUGAAGAUGGCAACUGGUACUAUCUCCUUGGUACUUCCGCAACAUGGUUUUUUCUUGACGUGAGUUUCUAUGGGCUCUCGUUAGACAAUAGAGGGACUUUGUCAGAUAUGUGGGCUACUACAGGAGCAAAGUCAAUCGAUGAAAGGCUGUCAUGUUGGAACUCCACCUGGGAAGAUGGCAACUCGACUGUAAGGGACUGGAACCAAACAGGAUUACCUGUUUGGCAGACAGACGCAACGCUGCCCUGCAACACCAUUUACGACGUGCUAUUGGAACAGGCUAAGCAGUACCUGCUGACCGUAUCCAUCGCCUCGAUCGCUGGCAGCGCUUGCUUCGUUAUGGCCGCGAACCGUAUUCCCCGACGGCUGUGGCUGACCGUUUCUUUCUUUGUCCUGGCCGUACUUUUUGUCAUUACGGGUUGUGUAUACUAUGGUGUCAACCGAACGAGCGGGGCGCCGGCCACCGUUGUUUUCGUCGCCUUGUGUCAUUUCAUGUUCAACUUCGGCGCAAAUACUCUGACGUUCAUCAUCCCGGCCGAGAUUUUCCCAACCUGCUACCGUUGCACAUGCCAUGGCAUCUCUGCCGCCGCCGGCAAACUUGGAAGCAUCGUGGCUCUUCUAGUUGUCUAUGGCAUCAACUCGUCUUAUAAGGCCGAAAAUCGACAAGGACUUAUAUUUCUGCUCUUUGGUUCCUUCGUUGCCCUUGGCGCUGUGUUUUCUUGGGCCUACUUGCCCGACUCUCAGCGGUGGGUGGUGGAUGAGGACGGGCGUCGCGUGUUGGAGCAAAAGACACUCGAAGAACUGGGUGAGGGCCGGGAAAGAGCAAAACAACUCGGAGAGAUUAUUACCGUUAAAGGAAAAUGGCACGACUUGAAACGAAGGAGAUCGUCGCCCGAGCCCUCGCAGGCUCAGGAUCCGUGA
Messenger RNA from Colletotrichum truncatum, 1887 nucleotides. RefSeq names its product phosphate transporter. Gene Ontology annotation, biological process: transmembrane transport. Gene Ontology annotation, cellular component: membrane. Lineage: Eukaryota; Fungi; Ascomycota; Sordariomycetes; Glomerellales; Glomerellaceae. The record is from RefSeq and is a predicted model, not a curated record. Gene Ontology annotation, molecular function: transmembrane transporter activity.